AUGGUCGCCCCCUUAUUCGGCAGGGCGCCGACCUGCCUGGGCUGCCUGCGCCGCUCCCUGGCCACCGCCGGCGUCGAGAGCUCCUGGCUCGCCUCGGCCGUCGUCCGCACGCAGGUCCGCGGCAAGAAGUCGAAGCAGUCCCCGGACCAGGGCGUCGUCGUGCGCCUGCUCGAGGACAUCCCCAAGUUCGGCCGCAAAGGUGAGCUGCAUCCAAUACCGGGAAGAGGGGACAAGACGGACAGAGGGCUGACCAUCCGCGCGAAUGAUCAUGCAGACGCCAUCUUCCGCAUCGACAGGGGCCGCAUGCGCAACCUGUGGUACCCCAGCGGCAAGGCCGAGUACAUGACCGCCACGCGCUUCUCCGAGCUGGGCCUCUCCCGCGGCGAGGCCAUCGGCGAGCGCGACCCCAUGUUUGGGUCCUUUGCCCCCCCCGAGGUCGACGAGAGCGACGACUUUGAGCUGUCGUCGAUCCAGAUCCGGACCAUGAGCCCCGAGCGCACAGCAGAGCUCCUCGAAAGCCACCUCCCCCAGACCCUGACCUUCGCCCGCAAGCCCAUCAACGCCCAGCAGCCCGCCGCCGCCGCCGCCGCCGAGCCCGCCGCGCCUCCUCGCUCCCCCUUGCUCGCCGCCCGCGCCGCCGUGUCGACGGGCGCGCCUGCCGCCGCCCCCGAGCCCACGCCCGAGGAGGCCGCCGAGGCCGCGGCCGCGGCCCUCGCCAUCUUCGGCUCCGUCUCGACCCACGACGUCGCCGCGACGGUCCGGCAGAUCCUGGCGCGCGCCGACCCCGAGGCCGGGGCCGUCGCCGUCGUCGAGGCCCGCGACGUCAAGUUCGUCGGCCUCGAGGACGGCGUCGACCGCGUCAAGGCGCUGGGCCGCUGGGAGGUGGACAUCCUGCCUGGCAAGGGCGCUGCCCCUGUGCGCAAGGUCGUGGAGAUUGUGGCCGAGGAGUGA
Molecule: messenger RNA, 951 nt
Organism: Thyridium curvatum
Lineage: Eukaryota; Fungi; Ascomycota; Sordariomycetes; Thyridiales; Thyridiaceae
Exons: 2
Coding region: 1-951 (316 amino acids)
Source: RefSeq, a predicted model, not a curated record